Messenger RNA from Mytilus trossulus (common blue mussel), 1961 nucleotides. RefSeq lists its product as uncharacterized. Lineage: Eukaryota; Metazoa; Mollusca; Bivalvia; Mytilida; Mytilidae. The transcript is spliced from 2 exons. The record is from RefSeq and is a predicted model, not a curated record. The coding region runs from base 236 to 1660 and encodes 474 amino acids.
CCUAUUGUUGUAAAAGCAAUUAAUUUAGUCAUCGUUCAUGGCCAUUACGUAUAUCAUUGUUCACCAUAUAUUAAUGAGUUCAUAUUCGUACCAUUAUAAAUAAUGGAAGCAUCAUGCAAUAGAACUGCAAAUGGGAGAAUGACAAAAUAAGUAUCGGAAAUCUUUCGGAAGGAACAUAUAUAUUAAAAAGUGCAGUGAAAUUGUACAAGGUGACCCAGAUUCAUUGAUAUCAGCCAUGAGUGUUAAACGGAUGAAUUAUAUCGAGCUGUCGAAGUUUCUUACAAACAAAGGAUUAUCUGAUACGGGAAAGAAAAGUAUUACAGAAAAUGAAAUUACAGGACAGAUGUUAUUUGAAUUUUGUGAAGAGGACAUUCAGGAUGCGUUUUCUGUGUUCAGAGACAGAUUUACAAUACGGAAAGUAUUAAGGGAACAAAAAUCAACAGAAAACCAGUCGUCCUCAGUCGUCUCCCCUAACCGGCCCUCGUUACCAUCAGCCAAUCAUCAAGCUCUGCCUUCAUUACCAUCAGCCAAUCACCAAGUUCUUAGUUCCCAACAAUAUAAACAUUGCGAUUUAAAUAAACAGUCGUCUAAUUCAUUUUCAAACAAACCUGUUUCGUCAUCAAAUCAACAAAACAAUGUAUACAGUCACCAACAUCAUCAGCCAACUCGUGGAGUUAUUUCCCUUGUGUCAUCGGAACCUGAACGGAGUUCUCCGAUGAAGACUCAAGUAAACCCAGCAUUUAUGUCUCCAAGUCGGACUGUAUCAUCGCCACCAAUCAGAAGAGAGGAGACCCAAUCAAGGCGUCAGUCGAUCGAGUUAAUGAAUGAAAAGGUUUCUAGUACGGACGAAUAUAGUCCUCAUCGCGAUCGGAAAGUAAUAGAAAGAGUUGAUGAUAGCCAACUGAACAUUUAUGACUCGGCAGUUGAUGCACUAGUGUCAUUGUCAAAACAUAUUGGCAGUGACUCUAACUUACAACAGAGAACCGGUUCGACUGAAUUUCGUAAAGAUCCGAAAAGUCAUUCGCCUUCAACAUGUUCAAAGACUGCGUCUACAAAUUCGUCAAAUAUCAUACAUCAAAAUCAAAUACAGCUAUAUCAAAUGCCAUCUGCAAGUAGCAUAUAUGGCUUAAAUUACGAUUGUACAUAUGCAUGGAGUGUCAUGUCAAGUAAAGUGAAAACUUUUACAGCAGACGAACUGUUGUCAAAGAGAUCACGUUAUGCCAAACCAACGGAAGCACAACGAUUGGGCGGAAUACUUAUUAGAAAUGCAGCACAUGCAGCAGGUAUAUGGAAGGAUGCACCAUGUUUGCAUGAAAUCAAUGUUCCCCAAAAGAAAGAAUUUUUCAAAUUUAUUGUUUCUUUAGCUCCGCAGUUAUCUGCUAGUCAAAAUACUAUAUUUACUAGGUUGAGGGAAGCUCUUCAAAAUAGGAGGAAGUAUCUUCUGGACAAGAAACUUGGUAAAGUACAGGCAAGACGUAAACGAGGCUCUAGCGAUCUCAGUAUAGAAAUCGCAGAUAGUGGAUCGUUUGUGGAUCUGUCUGGCUUACCCGAUGAUUUUGAAGACGAAAGUAUGGAUAGUAGUGCAGACGAUGACGUCAAAUUUCGAAUGAAUAAUGAGGAAAUCCAGAUUAAAACAGAAGCAAUUGUAAAAAAGGAAUAAUAAAAAAAACUUUACAGCAAAUACAACAGUUGUCUCCUUGCCAUAAUAGAUAUUUCUUAGUACAUGUAGUAGGGACGCCACCUAGGUUCAAACAUUUGUUCAGUCACGUGGUAUGAUGUCAACUUCCGAACUCCAUAAUAAAAGCAAGUUCUGUUCCAUAGUAAUGACAAUUUGGGGUUUCUAUUCCGUCAUAAAAUGUAUUGAAAUUGGAAUUGGGUGAAAUUGGAUCAACAUAAAUACUCUUUUAGGUUUCUGCAUGUGUAUGUCUCAAAGUGUCCGAAGUUUUAAUUGGCAGACUUGU